Molecule: messenger RNA, 1944 nt
Organism: Octodon degus (degu)
Lineage: Eukaryota; Metazoa; Chordata; Mammalia; Rodentia; Octodontidae
Gene: Ecm1
Product: extracellular matrix protein 1
Exons: 12
Coding region: 155-1858 (567 amino acids)
Biological process (GO): signal transduction; regulation of bone mineralization
Cellular component (GO): extracellular region
Source: RefSeq, a predicted model, not a curated record
GCUGAAGAGGGCGAGAGAGCACCAGGCAGCAUAUAAAAGGGAGCCGGCCCUGGAGUUCACAACAGCAGUAAGAGCUACCAGAGCAGCAGGCUUCCAGGAGCCCCGCACUCCAAAUCCAGGUCUGCUCCAGACAAGCCAGCUUCCAGGGCCCAGCAUGGGGGCCAUAUCCCGGGCAGCCGUGAUCUUGGCCUUUUUGGCAGUCGCUUCUGCAGCCUCUGAGGGAGGCUUCAAGCUUACAAGACAGAGAGAACUGAGGCCAGUACGUUCCACCCAGCUCUUUGAAGAAGUUGGCUACGCAGAACCCCCAUCCCCACCCCUGAGCUGGAGCCAGGGCUUCCCGGAGGGCCACCAUCACUCUUCUCAGCAUGGCCCGCGCUUUGAGGGACAGACAGAAGUGAACUUCCCCCCAGUCCCUCAGGAAGAGAUCCCCCUCCAGCAAGAACAGCGCCCUCCCCAGCACUUUGAUGAAAAGAAAGUGGGCACCCCUGUCUCUCAGGAAGAGAUCCCUCUCCAGCAAGAGCUGCCCCCUCCCCAUCAACUUACUGGACAGAAAGAAAUGGGCUUACCCCUCACACACCAGGAGGAGAUAGUCCAGUCCAGGCAGACAGAGGACAGUUAUCCAAAAGAAAAGCCUGGUUCCCUCACUGGUCAGAGACCUUCAGAUCCUCAGUCCUGGAAUCCAGCCCAGCAUUGCCAGCAAGGCCGAUUCCGAGGGGGCUGGGGCCACCGGCUGGACAACUUCCCCCCGGGGCGGCCUUCUGCAGACAAUCUCAACCAAAUCUGCCUCCCGGGCCGACAACCUGUGGUAUACGGCCCGUGGAACCUGCCCCAGACUGGCUACUCCCACCUUAGCCGCCAGGGUGAGACCCUCAAUUUGCUGGAGACUGGCUAUUCCCGCUGCUGCCGCUGCCAGAGCACCACACACCGCCUGGAGUGUGCAAAACUUGUGUGGGAGGAUUCCAUGACCCAGUUCUGUGAGGCCGAGUUCUCGGUCAAGACCCGACCGUACUCCUGCUGCAAGCAGCAGGGGGAAGCCCGGUUUGCCUGCUUCCAGGAGGGAGCUCCUCAGCCACACUACCAGCUCCAGGCCUGCCCCAGCCACCAGCCUGGUAUUUCUGUGGGCCUGGAGGUACCCUUUCCCCCUGGGCUACCCACACUGGACAAUGUCAAGAACAUCUGCCACCUGAGACGUUUGCGUUCUAUGCCACGCAACCUCCCAGCUACUGACCCCAUCCAAAGGCAGCUACGGGCUCUGACGCAGCUGGAGGUUGAAUUCCAGCGCUGCUGCCACCCGAGGAGCAACCAUACCUGUGCACAGAAGGCUUGGGAGGAUGCCCUGGACCAAUAUUGUGACUGGGAGCAGGCCAUAAAGACCCACCACCACACAUGUUGCCACUACCCACCCAGCCCUAUGCGUGAUGAGUGCUUUGCCCGGCGAGCCCCCUACCCCAACUAUGAUCAGGACAUCUUGACCCUUGAUCUCAGCCGAAUCACCCCCAAUCUCAUGGGCCAUCUCUGUGGAAACCAAAGAGUUAUCAGCAAGCAUAAACAGAUUCCUGGGCUGAUCUGGAACAUGACCGCCCGUUGCUGUGAGCUGCCAUUUCCAGAACAGGCCUGCUGUGCUGAGGAAGAGAAAUUAGCCUUCAUUGAUGAUCUCUGUGGUCCCCGGCGGAACUUCUGGAGAGACUCUGCCUUGUGCUGUGACCGGAGGCCUGGGGAUGAACAGACCAACUGCUUCAACAUCAACUAUCUGAGGAACGUGGCUCUAGUGGCUGGAAACACUGGGAAUACUAGUGGGGAGCAGGGUCCAACAGGGAGAACCAAUGUCAGCCCUGCCCCUGAGUCCAAGAAAGAAUGAGUCACUACAUAGACUUGGAGGAUCAGACUGGGGAGCCCUGCCCCACCCUCUUUGAACAUAUUAUAGUAAACACCUCCUGGAUCUGG